Suillus fuscotomentosus is the source of this 1662-nucleotide messenger RNA. RefSeq lists its product as uncharacterized. The record is from RefSeq and is a predicted model, not a curated record. The transcript is spliced from 3 exons. Gene Ontology annotation, molecular function: protein binding. NCBI's taxonomy places the organism in Eukaryota, Fungi, Basidiomycota, Agaricomycetes, Boletales, Suillaceae. Bases 1 to 1662 code for a protein of 553 amino acids.
AUGACACUUCCAAAUGAACUCUGGCUUCCAAUCUUCGAAUAUCUGCCUCCACAGUCACUUCGUAAUGUUAUCUUAACGUCCAAGAAAUUUCAUGCAGUCGCUAUUCGUCUUCUUUACAAGCAUCUGAUUCUGACGUCCCCGACAUCAUUUAUAACGGCGCGCUCCUCACUGUCUUCCAUCCAGCCUUCACCGCAUGCUCUUCUUCUCAGUAUUUCACCGUUCGUACGGACCGUAGAUCAACUUCAAGAAGCUGUCGCCGUUGUUUCCUUUGACGGGUUGAAGCCAAUUACUGUCAACGCUAAUAACAAUCGCCAGUCAACCAGGGCCCUUUUCUCUGAAACCAAGGAUGUCUACCGACCAAGCCUGGUUGCGGAUAUGACACUUUACAACACUCUCCUAUCGCAAGUGACUUCCUUUACAUCUCUCAGACAGCUCGUCUUCCGCGGUAUGAUUCUUCCAGUAAAUUUCCAUUCUAUCGUGCACGACUUUCCACACUUGCGUGAUUUGGCGGUUGUGCACUGCACCGUUCCCUUCGUCCGCGCCCCUCCAGAUAUUGACCACACUUGCUUGAAAAUCGAAACUCUCACCCUCCUUGACAUUCGCGCUACUUCUCGAUCUGACGAUGACGACUUGAAUCUUCCCCGUACCCGUCUACGCCUGCUUGCAAAAGCCUCAACCCUCUGCACUCUCACAUAUGAUCAUACCAUCUGGGUGCACCGCGCUUUUACAUCUUCCUCCCCAUCCCCCCCGCUUACUGCUCUCGACGUCAAGUUCCCCGUCCAGAAAGACCGUCCCAGAGUUCCGCUAGGCUUCAUUCCGUUCCUUGAGACUCUUCCCUCCCUCCGCACUCUCAUCUUGCGAAACCACGUACCAGCACUCUCAUUGUCGCCAAGCGCUCUUCCAGCUCUCUGUGCCAUUUCUGCCCCAUUCUCUGCCGUCACUUCUCUCAGUUCUGGCCGUAGUAUUGUUAAACUCGACAUCCGUGACGAGGCUGCGCUUACGCCACUUUACAAAGCAUUUGCAGCAGUGCACUCUGAUUUGUCAAUGGUGCAAGAGCUUUCGCUGUUCGUAGGGGACUGGGAUGAUGAGCUUAUACUGGCCAUCGUCGCACAUUUUCCCAAUUUAACCAAGUUACAAAUCAGGUAUGUAAGGGGAGGGCCAAGCGAGGACACCAUCAUCGGGUUGGGUUCUCGUACACUAUAUGCUCUUCCACACCUUGUAUCCGUACACAUCUUCUGCAUCCCUCUUCCCCUACCCCCUCACAAUUUCCUCGAGACGAACAACAUUGAUGACGAUACUGCAUACGGCGCCCCUGGUAUCGACGACACUUAUUUCCGGAGCAUGCAUGACAUCGAUCCGGACGCAGACAGGAGCUCGGAGCAGGAUAACGACAAUGAUGAUUAUGGCAUCGCUUGGAACCGUGCUUGUCCCGGACUUCGCACUGUUCAACUGCACCCGGGGUGGGUGUGGCGGCGCGCGGACCCUACUGACUCUUGGGUGGCGAGGCCGUGCGAAUCAGGCAUUUUUGGCGAUGUUUUCGAAUCGCCACUUUGCGACGCGAGGUUACUCGCAGAUAUCAUAAAAAAUGCUGAAUCAAGAGCACGCAACACUGGCUGGAGGCCAUCCGGGCCAGCAUCCCCGAUUAUAAUCACGCAUAUUUGA